This is a messenger RNA of Alligator sinensis (Chinese alligator), 6574 nucleotides long. It is a transcript of the gene CDC73, whose product is annotated as cell division cycle 73. NCBI's taxonomy places the organism in Eukaryota, Metazoa, Chordata, Crocodylia, Alligatoridae. Gene Ontology annotation, molecular function: RNA polymerase II complex binding. The annotation marks the transcript as partial. The record is from RefSeq and is a predicted model, not a curated record. The transcript is spliced from 16 exons. Gene Ontology annotation, biological process: positive regulation of transcription elongation by RNA polymerase II; transcription elongation by RNA polymerase II. Gene Ontology annotation, cellular component: Cdc73/Paf1 complex.
AGGACAGGAAAAGAAGGCCAACCCAGGGAAUACUAUACUUUGGACUCUAUCUUGUUCCUGCUUAAUAAUGUGCACCUUUCACAUCCUGUUUAUGUCCGGCGUGCUGCAACUGAAAACAUUCCUGUGGUACGAAGACCUGACAGGAAAGAUCUGCUUGCAUACCUAAAUGGCGAAACAUCUACGUCAUCGAGCAUAGACAGAAGUGCUCCACUUGAAAUUGGCCUUCAGCGAUCCACACAAGUUAAAAGAGCAGCUGAUGAAAUAUUAGCAGAAGCAAAGAAACCAAGAAUAGAGGAUGAAGAGUGUGUGCGUCUUGACAAGGAGCGAUUGGCAGCUCGGUUGGAGGGGCAUAAAGAAGGUAUUGUGCAGACAGAGCAGAUUAGAUCUUUGUCUGAAGCCAUGUCGGUGGAAAAAAUUGCCGCUAUCAAAGCGAAAAUUAUGGCGAAGAAAAGAUCCACUAUCAAGACAGAUCUGGAUGAUGAUAUAACUGCCCUUAAGCAGAGAAGUUUCGUUGACGCAGAGGUAGAUGUAACCAGAGAUAUUGUCAGCCGGGAGAGAGUGUGGAGAACAAGAACUACCAUUUUGCAAAGCACAGGCAAGAACUUUGCCAAGAACAUUUUUGCAAUUCUUCAGUCAGUAAAAGCCAGAGAAGAAGGUCGUGCACCUGAACAGAGACCUGCGCCAAAUACAGCACCAACAGAUCCCACUUUACGGAAUAAGCAGCCUAUUCCAGCUGCCUACAACAGAUAUGAUCAGGAAAGAUUCAAAGGAAAGGAAGAGACGGAAGGAUUCAAAAUUGACACUAUGGGCACCUACCAUGGAAUGACUUUGAAGUCUGUAACUGAGGGUGCUUCUGCCCGAAAGACUCAAACCCCAGCAGCACAGCCUGUGCCAAGACCAGUUUCCCAAGCGAGACCACCUCCAAAUCAGAAAAAAGGAUCUCGAACUCCCAUAAUCAUUAUUCCAGCAGCUACCACCUCUUUAAUAACUAUGCUUAAUGCAAAAGAUCUCCUGCAGGAUUUAAAGUUUGUACCAUCGGAUGAAAAGAAGAAACAAGGCUGUCAACGAGAAAAUGAAACUUUAAUACAGAGAAGGAAGGACCAGAUACAGCCUGGUGGAACUACAGUCAGUGUUACUGUACCUUAUCGAGUGGUAGAUCAGCCUCUGAAACUGAUGCCACAAGACUGGGAUCGUGUGGUGGCAGUGUUUGUGCAGGGUCCUGCUUGGCAGUUCAAAGGCUGGCCUUGGCUGUUGCCUGAUGGAUCACCUGUUGAUAUCUUCGCAAAAAUUAAAGCUUUCCAUCUCAAAUAUGAUGAAGUGCGUCUAGACCCAAAUGUACAGAAAUGGGAUGUAACAGUGUUAGAACUAAGCUACCACAAACGGCACUUGGACAGACCAGUAUUCUUACGUUUCUGGGAAACUUUGGACAGGUACAUGGUAAAGCACAAAUCCCACUUGAGGUUCUGAAUCCUUUGACUGCCAUUUGAUUCCUGGAGUUUGGAUUAAGAAAUAUGAAAGAUGCUCCAGCCCGGAGACUAGAGAACUUACUGUAUGCAUAUGUCCAGAACUUUGCAAAUGAAGAAGGGGUCACAGUUUAAUCUUUUAUAAGAUCUUGUUUGGAAGCUUGUGCUAUGACAGGUUGAUAUCUGUCAUUAUUAAAAGCAAAGGGGUUUUGCUUAAAACUAUUUUUUUAAUAAUGUUAGCCUUCUAGUCUGCAAUUCAAAUUGUAUAUUUUGAUAGCAGCAGUUUCUUCCCCAUUUUGUUAUAUUAGCCACAUUUUUAAAUAAUGUGUUUUGGUCCUCAUUAGAAAAUAGGUUGAUUUCACUGCAGGUUACAAAAUGUGUGUGUGUGUGUAUGUGUGUGUAUGCAUGUGUGCGCGCAUGUGUGUGUGUAUAUGUAUAUAUAUAUAGAUGUUAUGAGGCAUUCUAAACCACUUUUGCUUCCAGGUUUAGUUCUGAUUUUCUUUGCUUUGUUUCACUUACUGAAAAUAUUUUGUUGUGAAUGGUAUUAUAUUUUAGUCUAUAGGACUUGGGAAACUAAGUGAAGUGAAGAUUGUUUUGGAUAAAUCAAAAUGUCAACCUGUAUAUGUACUGUAUAUUUGGUCGGUCUUUGUUGAAAAAGGGAUGAUGAAUAAUCAAGAACCACUUUUUUGGUUAUAAUGUUCCAGUUUAUCAAAUCUCUAAAUUUUAUUAUGAAAUACAUCAAAGUAAUGUUAACACUGAAUGUUCAUCCUUUACAGGUCCUUUAAUUUAAAACUGAAAGUGUGUAUGUGUACACUAACACCUAUCAAAAUGCCUUUAUAUGAGAGUCCAAACAUUAUAUAAAUUAAACAGUGAAGAGAAAGGGGGCUAGUUUGCUUUGUUUAAUACAACCACCACACACAAUGAGUCCUUUUAACUUCAUUACAUUUAUAACAACUCACACUUUAAUACUUUUUCCUUAUGACAGAAGUCACCCAAACCACUUUUCCAAGAGUUGUAAUAUUCUCAUAUGAGUUGCUAAUGCAGUCUUUUUAGCAGCAUUGCAUUAGUACUGAAAAUAUAUUCCAGUUACCAAAGAACACAUUUGCUUGAUCUAGAAUAUGAAUGUAUUCAGGCAACACUGGUAUUUGUGUGAAUUUAGCAUACUUAGCUAGUAAUUUAAUAUCAGUGGAGAGUUAAAAAAAAAAACAAAAAACCCCCCCCCCCCAAUAAAAUAAAACAGUAACCUCCAUAUGCAUAUUUUUUAAUGGAAAAAAACAUGUUUAUAUUUCUGUUAGUGAAAUAAACCAUGUUUUUCUACUUGGCAAUUUAAAGUUUGACCAAGAGUAAAAUAUUCUACAUGUUCCUCAUUAGUUUUGCUUUUAUUUCAUAUCACUUUAAUUUUUAAUAUAACUGGAAGUGUAAUGAUUUCAAAAAAGUCUGUAGGAGCUAUGUCUUACUGUUACAUCGGGGGUCUGAGGCCUGGGCUUCUGUGAUAUCUUUUAAUCUAUACUAAAACUAUUUUAAAUUUUAAACUAAGAAAAAUCAAAACUCAAUUAUUUUAGUAAAAAUAAAGAUCCACCUCAUUCAUCAUAACUUAGAAUGGAAGAAAUAACUACAUCAACAACAUUUUACAUCAUUAAAUCACUGAGAAGAGCAAACAAUACCUGGUGUUGGGUUGUUUGUUUGUUUUUGUUUGUUUUUAUUUUGUUUGUUUGUUUAAGACCAUUUAGCUUCUCUAAUUUAAACAGAAAGUAUGAGUAGAUGACUCUGGCUCAUUUGUGGAAUAUAAUUAUUAUAAAUGUGUUCUGUUCUUUAUCUCUUUUGAUAUUGAGAUACAAUUAUGAAAUGUAACACAACAGUUGCCAGCACAAUGGAAUGGGGUUUUGAACUGUGUAAAUUAUGGGCAUCCAAGAUUUGUUUCUGCUAUUGUGAAGUGAUUCUGAUUUUAAUUUUUACAGUUAGGAUUGUGUUGGUUACCAUGCCUGUUUUAAGAGAGUGAUAAUGGACAGCAACCUUUUUCCUAAAGCUUUUUCAUAUGAGCAUUUUAUGCUCACAUGUAUUAUAGGUUACAGAUCCUAGUGUUCUUAAAAUGUGCAACAUUAAGUCAGUCUCACCCUUUUUCUAUCCUCUGUUUUGUUAGAUUUUACAACCUUAUUGCUGGUACCGGAGUCUCCUGUGGUUCAGUGGUAGAAUCCUUGGUUCAGUGGUAGAAUCCUUGUCUACCACACAGGAGACCUGGGUUCAGUUCCCAGACACUUAUACAACUACAGCCAUGGAGGCACCAAAUAUACGGACUUAGUCUGGUCAUUGGAUUCUGUCUCCGUGGCCUAAAGGGAGGAUAGAAGAUCUGGGUAACCGCCACUCCUCCAAAAAUUCCUGUCCAGGCAUACGCAUUGAAGGUCCCAGUGAUCCUCAUGCAUACACCAUGAUCCAGAAGGAUUGACAGUUGCUAAAUUGUUAGUACAGUUCAUCAGUCAUUCUUGAAUCAACUUGUGAUGUAAUACCAGAGACAGACAGCCUGAUUCUGGUUUCACUUAUGAUACAUGUCAGGCAUGACCUACUGAAAUCAGUGACCCAGCUGUGAAAAUGACAGAGGAAUAGAAUCAGUGAAAUUAAUUGUUUUAACUGCCAUUAAAGUCCGGGUUGCGAUUGUGGUACAACAGUGCAACACGUCGUGAACAAUUGCCCGAUUAGAUCAUUUAAUGGCAAUCUAAAAUCAAUCCAUACUGCUACCCCUGAGGCAGUCGAAUGGUUAUCAAAUUUAGAUAUUAAUCUAUGAAUGUUGCAAUCCUAAAAUGUCAUACAAAAGAAGACAACUGCCAUUUUUGGGGGAUUCAAAUCAAGCCUUUGCCAUUUGUGGAUUCAAAUCAAACCCUAUUACUUUGGGUACUUUGUAUUAGCAAUAUCUCCACACAAUUAAGGUUCAAAUAUGUACAUUUAUAAAGGACAUGGCACCUGAUACUUCACUUUUACAUCUGUUCAUUCAUGAAAAUAGUCACAUGUCAGAGUAAGCUGUUGUGCAUUGAGGUUCCCAUUAACUAUAUAGUGCGAGUGGAAUCAGGUUCUCAAAAUAGUUCUCAUGCUUACUCCCAUUCUGUGCGUGUAUGCAUGCGUGUAAAUACACACACGCACACGCCUCCCUCCCCCACAAUCCUUUUGCAGCAUAUCUAGAUAUCCAGAGACCAUGUUAUGCUUAAUUUAUCUAUACAUUGAUGUAUAGUAGUAAGGAAAACUGUUACUAUGAACUGGAGAAGCUGUGCUAACAGCCAGUUGCUUGUGAGCUUCUUCCUUAUCUAUGAACAAUUUUGAGAGCUCACAGUGCUGGUAAGUGUAUAAAGUGUAAACUGAAUUGAAAAUUAAAAUAUAUAAUGAAGAAUGUGAGCUACUUGUACUGACUAUAGUUUUAUUGAAAAGUUAAAUGACAUUAGAAGUAUGGAAAUCAAAUAUCAAAUUGACUGUUCAGUUUCUGUUCUAGUUCUUUGAAAUUUAAACCUCUUUUAAACAACUAAACAGUAACAACUCUGCAGUUGUUUAACAAAUACAAAAUGUGGAAACUGGCUUGCUAUCUGAUACUGGGCUUCCAAACUGUCAGAUAUUUGACCAAUUUUUUUCUUUUUUCUUUUAAUUUUACAGCUGCCAACAGGGACUUUUGAAAUACUGAUUUAUAGUAAAAAGUACUUUCUUGCUUCCAAUUUAUACAUAGCAGCAACUACCAGUACACUAUUUGACUUUUCUAACUAUAGCACUGAGAAAAGUUUGCUGAUGCAGACUUAAGCAGAUGCAGGGGUUACUUCUAUUUCAAAUAGACUUGCAUACCUGAAGUAAUAAUAGAUCUGUACUUUCAAGUGAGUAGGCGUAACAAUUUUAUUCUUAUUUCAGGGAACUUUUUUUCAAUGAAGAUAAUUUUACAAGAGUGCACUGAAGCCAGUGCUUGAGCUACACAAUUUAUAGAAUUAUUCUGCAGUUCUGUAAACUUUUUUAUUUUUAAAUACAGAUACAAAGAGUAAUUGUGGAUAGCAUAUGCAUCAAGUUGAUAAAGAGCUGAACCUGUGGUCAACAGAAGCAAUGUUUGUCAGAAACAUUUAUCUGAACAGAAGAUUUGUUUUUGGCUUUUGUUCAUUUAUGAAGCAUUAUGGUUCUCUGCAGAGAUUUGUAACAGAAAUUUUAUUGGUACAGCUUUUCAUUCUGUUGCCCAAUGAAAUAUGCACUUAGCUGCUAAUACUUGCUAAUGUCAUACAAAGAAGAUGGUCAGAAUUAAUGGCUUAGAUGCUGGAUUUAAAAUUUAAUGUUGUAAGGCUGUGCUCAUUUUAAUUCAAAAGCCAUAACUAAUGCCAAGUACUUUAUUAAAGCAGUAUGUUCAUGAAAAAUUAAAAAUCCCUGCCUGAAGAAAUUGUUGGCCAAGUAGGUUAAAGUUCGCUUGAAAUACUAAAAGAAAUCAUCUGUAGAAAAAUGUGCCAUUAAAAACUGGAUUAAGUGAAUGUCAGAGUCCGGCUGUUUAAACAGUAGAGCCAACAACCUGCUUCUUAUAAGGAGCUCUAGGACCUUUAGGUUCAUCUUCUUGACAGACUUGUAUAUCAGUAGAAAUCAUACAGUUUAUAUUUUGUUUUGUUGUGCAAUGUAUCGUUACCUGAAGACCUUUAACAUUGUAUGGACAUUCUGAGAGAGAGACUGAAAACAAAGCAUUUGUUAAUGUGAAAAGGUGGGUGUGAUGCUCUUUACAUUUAGCAAUAUAAGCCUAGUGUUCUGAGUAUGAUCCAUCUGCCUGGUGUCUCCUUUUCGGUGACAAAGGAGCAUACUGUAGGGCUGCCAUUGACAUCUAUGCAGCCAAUUCUUUUCUCAGUGGUGAGAAUAUAAUUGAUAAAAAUAAGAAAAAAUGGGAUAUAUUUAUUGAAGCAGAAUGCAUUGUGGUAAGCACAUCUGCGCAAACCAUGUUUCCAAGUUGAAUUUACUAACAGAAUUCAUUUUUCUUUCAAACAAGUUGGUUUAAGAUUUGUAAAUGAAUGCAAAUCCAAAGAAUAUUCUCAAAUGUUUGAAAUUUUUAAUCAAUGAAGUAGUUUACAUGUAAAGCUGAAAAGGUCGGAGGUAAUAUAUAAAAAUCUAUAUGAAAAGCA